AUGCCUGUUUCGCAUAAUCUCAAGACAGAUUCGCAGAUCGAAUGGUUCGCGUCGCUAGACCCCAUUGACCACAAGGUCGAAAACGGGUUUAUGCGUAAGACCUCUAUUAUUGCGACGAUCGGCCCGAAGACCAUGUCGGUGCCUAUGUUGCACAAGCUGCGUGCUGCUGGCAUCAAUAUCGUUCGCCUCAACGCCAGUCACGGUGACCACAACUACUUCAAGUCGGUUGUCGACAAUGUGCAUCAGGUGGAGAAUGAGACGCCCGGUCGUCCGGUGGCCAUUGCCCUGGAUACCAAGGGACCCGAGAUGCGUACCGGUACGAUGGUCGACGGUAAGGACCAACCGAUCUCGGAGGGCCAUGAGCUCAUUGUCACGACCGAUCCAUCAUUUGCUGACAAGUGCAGCACUGAAGUGUUGUACAUUGACUACCCGAACCUGCCGACAAAGGUGAAGCCUGACCGCAUUAUCUACAUUGAUGACGGUAUUCUUGCCCUGCGUAUCCUCUCCGUGGACGGCAACAAGGUGAAGGUGCGCGCAGAGAAUGAUGGUGUUCUCUCGUCACACAAGGGUGUGAACCUGCCACUAACGGAGGUCGACUUGCCGGCCGUUUCGGAGAAGGACCGUAAGGAUCUUGUGUUUGCUGUGGAACAGGAGCUUGACAUGAUCUUUGCGUCGUUCAUUCGCUCGAAGGAGAACAUUGAAGAGAUCCGUGACAUUCUAGGCGAAAAAGGCGCCCACAUUCGCAUUAUUGCCAAGAUUGAAAACCAUCAGGGUCUGCAGAACUUUAACGAGAUUCUCGAGGCGGCUGAUGGUAUUAUGGUUGCUCGUGGUGAUCUCGGUAUUGAGAUCCCCGCGCCUGAGGUGUUUUUGGCGCAGAAGAUGAUUAUCUCGCGCUGCAAUAUUGCCGGCAAGCCUGUCAUUUGUGCGACGCAGAUGCUUGAGAGCAUGACCUUCAAUAACCGUCCUACGCGUGCCGAGGUCUCGGACGUGGCCAAUGCCGUCGUCGAUGGUGCGGACUGUGUGAUGCUUAGUGGUGAGACGGCCAAGGGCCGCUACCCUGUUGAGGCUGUGCGUAUGAUGGCCGAGACGACAUACAUGGCUGAACAGUGCUUGUCGUACCGUGCCAUGUUCAACCAGAUGCGUGCGCUAAAGACUGUGCCGAUCAGCACCAUCGAGACAAUUUCCAUGGUGGCCGUCUCGGCGAGUCUCGAGCAGCAUGCUGGUGCUAUUCUGCUCAUGUCGACUUCAGGCCAGACAGCGCGUCUCGUGAGCAAGUACAAGCCGCAGUGCCCAAUUCUUAUGGUCACUCGUAAUGCAUACACAGCACGUACCUGCCACUUGCACCGUGGCUGCUACCCCUUCCACUACCCACUGCCCCACAUCGAGGACCAGUCACGCUGGCAGGAGGAUGUCGACAACCGUAUCAAGUUCGGUCUGUCGGAGGCGCUUAAGCUUGGCAUUAUCAACAAGGGUGAUACUGUCAUUGCCGUGCAGGGCUGGCGUGGUGGUAAGGGCUACACGAACUCACUGCGUGUGCUUACUGUGCCUACGACGUCGGAGGGCUACAUCCUCGAGAACACUGACAUGCCGCCGGCAAACAAGUAA
Malassezia pachydermatis is the source of this 1605-nucleotide messenger RNA. Its product is annotated as pyruvate kinase. NCBI's taxonomy places the organism in Eukaryota, Fungi, Basidiomycota, Malasseziomycetes, Malasseziales, Malasseziaceae. Gene Ontology annotation, cellular component: cytoplasm. The record is from RefSeq and is a predicted model, not a curated record. Gene Ontology annotation, molecular function: magnesium ion binding; potassium ion binding; pyruvate kinase activity. The transcript is spliced from 3 exons. Bases 1 to 1605 code for a protein of 534 amino acids. Gene Ontology annotation, biological process: glycolytic process.